ACUGCAGCGGCCCCGCUGAGCGUCUAGACCAGGGUGCGCGCUUCGCUCCAGACUUCGCGGGAGCGCAGGCGAGCUGCCGCUCCCACCCCCCACGCCCACCAGGUGCGUUGAUCGUCACCCUCCUGCAUCCCACCAGCGGUGGCCCGUCACCCAGGCUGUCAGGGACAAAGGGAAGGGAGGAACAGCUCGGGCCAGCCGGGAGAUCGGACACGUAAGUCCCCUGCGGACCCUCGGAUUGCCCCGGGGGAAGAUCAUUGCGUUCCGCUAGCCGGCAGGUAGCUAGAGCCCGGAGCCCCAAAACCCGAGCCUGAACUCUAACCCCGCGGGUGGCCCUUCCAGAGUAAGAUUGACCAAGCCUGUGUUCUGCAGUCCACCCCUUCCUCGGGCUCCCUCCCGCCCCAAGAUUAGCCUCUCUACUGGGCAGCGCCUUGACCAUGAACCUUCUGCAAGAUUGGUGCAAGGAGCUGGAAGUGGAGGUUCACAGGGCCCUGCUGAUCACCGGCAUCCCUGAGCGCCUGCAGCAGGCGGACAUCGAAGCCACUCUGAGGCCGAACUUGCAACCUCUGGGCAGCUACAGGCUUCGGACUGUGAGAGCAGUGACCAAGGAAAAGGCUCAGGCCGCCUUGGUGGAGUUUGGGGCAGAUAUCGAUCACUCUGCCAUCCCCAUCCACAUCCGGGGAGAUAAUGGUACCUGGAAGAUCCUGAGUAAGGACCGCGGGCAAGACGCGCGGGUCCUUAGGCAGAUGAGGCGCCUGUUGCUCGAUGAACGGCCCAUGGAUGACUUCAGAGAAAUAGCUAUCCCUCUGGUAUUGGAGGCCCAAGCCCAGGCCAAGGGGUUGGGGAAGGAGGCCAAGAAGGCUGCUUCCUCCGAAGGGGCAGCCAGGAACGGCCGUCGGGGCCGUCGGGGAGGCAAGCGCAGAUCUAGAACCCACACGUUUACGGCUCAGAAGGGCAAGAAGAGGGGCCGGGGAGGGCGCCGAGCCAGGAGUGAGUCCGAAGACUCAUCUGAUGACAGCCUGGGCAUCGUCAUAGAGGAGAUCUAUGCAGAGGACCUGAGCGUAGACGAGGACCAGAGGGCCCUGUAUGCCACGCUGCAAGCAGCCGCCAAAGAGCUCACCAAGAAGUGGGCCUUCCGGGGAGACCAGGACGAGGGAGAUGGCCCCCGAGAGUUUUUGGCACUUGUCACUGUCACCGACAAAGCUAAGAAGGAAGCGAUCGAGAAAGACCUUCCUGGGACAGAGUCCAUCUGCCUAAACAUCAAAGACGAAAAGAGUGGAGUCCCGGAUUUAGUUGCGCUCCUGGCUGUAAGAGAUACCCCGGUUGUGGAUGUAGAUAGCGAGGGGGAGGAGGAAGAUGAAGAUGAAGAAGACGAAGAAGAGGAAGAAGAUGAUGACGACGACGAUGAUGAUGAUGAUGAUUCCGACGGCGAGUCCCUGGAAAAUGGAGAGCGAGGAAAAGAAGGGGUAGACAACCCCGAGUUUGUGGCUAUCGUGGCUUAUACCGACCCCGCUGACCCCUCUGCCAGAGAGGAAAUGCUAAAAAUCGCUUCUGUGAUCGAGACCCUAGGCUGGGGCGAUAAGAAAGACAAAAAAGAUGUCCUUCCUCAAGUCCUGUCCGUCAUGUCCAAGGACACCUCUGGGCCCAGAGUGAAGGUAGAGGAAGCAGGCCGCCAGGUGGACGCCAUGGUCCUGAGGAAGGCGGAGGAAGAUGGGAAUCUUCUGGAAUGUAUUUCUACCUUGGCCGAAGCAGAGAACUGCCCCAAGGGAAAGAAGUCUGGUCUUGGUCUCCUCAGAGGCUGGACCGCUGAGGGCCACCAGGGUGGCCUCUUGGAGCUGGUGGCACUCCUGGCUGCGCAGGAUAUGGUGGAAGCUGUGAAGGAGGAAGAAGCCAGCAGGUGGGGCGGUGGUGGCAGGAAGUGUGAUCACAGCCAAAGUGGCUUAUCCGAUGUCCUGGCUUUCCUGGCCUCUCAGGAGAAUCUAGAAUCCAACGAGGAAUCGGACGAGAAUUCAGACACAGAAUCAGAGGGAGAUUCCGACGAAACUGACAGUUCUGAAGAGUCAGAACCUGGUGACAGCGUGUCCAAGAAGCCUCGCGCCAAGAGAGCGCGUACCGGCUCCAAAAGCCUGGCUCCUGCUGGCGCCACCGCGGUCUCCACCGCAUCCAGGGCACGCAAAACCCGCAGGGGUGGCCGAGGACGUGGUCGGGGCGUCACUCCAGAGAAGAAAGCUGGGAGCGGGGCUGCACCCGAAGACCACGCGGGGAACAAGAAGAAGAAGGGGUCUGCAGGCGCUGGGGCCCGUGCCAAGGCUGGCGAAGCCAAGGGACAGCCAGCUGCUGUUCCCAAGUCUACACGCGGGAAGAAAGCUCGUCGGGGACCAAGGCGGGCACCCAAAUGCCGUUAGUGCCACAGAUACCACUACGAGCCCUGUCUCUUGUGUGUGGACCCCUUUCCCCUCCUACUAUUCUCUCUCCUCCCUGCUUCCCCCUCUCGCUUAACCGCGUGCAUUUGCUUUGUGUUCUGCUGCGUCCCUGGCUGGCUAUGACCGGUGCCCAGCCUUCCCUCUUAGUUCCAUGAACAGAUGGUGUGAGCGAUCGUGAUGGCCAGUGGGUGCAGAGGAGAUGCAGUCCUGGAAGACUCUGGAGGGGCUCUGCUCUACAUUCGGAGCCCCAGCGUGAGUGUGUGUGGGUGCCUGGCUCCCCUACCUGCCCAUUCUUCCAGGAACCUGCUUCUGGCCAAACAGCUGGGAUGACUGUGAACCACCUCUGGCCUGACGGGGCCUGGGGGUGAAACAAGAGAGUGUUGGGCAUUAUAGGCAUUAGCUGAGUUUGGAAGGGCUAAGGGCCGUGUGUGUGUGUGUGUGUGUGUGUGUGUGUGUGUGUGUGUGUGUGUUGAAGGGAAGGUACUCCAGAAGUGUAAGUCUGAGGGGGUUGGGAGGAGGAGGAAUAGAAAUGGGAGGAAGGAGAGGAGGGAGAGGAAGGCUGGUGGGGGAUGAGGAAAGGAAGAGAGGGGAGGGAGAGGAGGAGGAGGAGAGGUGGUGGUAUUAGCCUACCCAUCGAGGCUCUGCAGCUCCCCCACCAGCCCUUGUCUAAAGGUUGAACUGGUAACACUCUGCCAAUGUGUUCUGCUUUUGAAAGACUCACAGGAAAUCCAGAUUUCUGGCUUCUCUGGGCAAGCCCUGCCCCUCCCACUGUGGCACCCCCAACUCAAUCGCACCAGCUGUCCCUGGCCACUCCUCAGCUGUUUGCCCUUGUAACUCUUGACAAUUGUCUUAAUAUGACAAUGGAGUCCCUUGUCCAUCCCCCCAACCACCACGUGCAGUAAAUACCCCAGGUCUCCUUAAAGGGUCAAGUGCCCCUAUUGUAGGAAGCAAUUGCUCUCCCCCAUCCUGGUAUCCACCUCCAUAAUCCUGGCUGACCCUGGCCAGGCUGCAGCCCACUGCUAUCCCUGAGAGCAACCACUUCAGCUGUGUUUUCCUGUAGUGCUAUGUGCCAAAGCCUGGCUGCUCAGUUCUGUGUUACGCUGUGUAGAUAAUGCCUUCCCUUGCACAGCACUUUCCACCCUCUUGUUCGUGUGCGUGUGUGUGUGUGUGUCUGUGUAUGUGUGUGUCCAAGUUUCUAUUCCUAGGAAGUGACCAGUUCGUGGUGCCUGGACCUUCGAGGAUGUAAGAGAAGUUCUGACCUGCCCUCACAGCACAAACUGGAUAGUCCAACCCUGUAACAGGGACAUACAGAAACUGCAAGGGCUGUGGGUACCUCUUUGUACUCAGAAGUAGCUGUCUCCUUGCUUCCCAGGACCAGUGAUGAUGAAGGGGCGGAUGGAGAAGCAGGCCAGAGUGGUCUGUGACUGGAGAGGAAGCCUCUCUUCAUGUGGGCUGAUGGACUUGGGGUCUGGUGGAAUUCCUGAGUAAUCUGUGGCUGUCGGGGGCCCCACGUGUCACCUCUUCCUGCAUAGUUAUAGGUACCUGUCCUUGUGCACCGUGUGACCCCGGGAUUCUCCAGUGAAACAAAAUGAAGCACCUUUUGGCUGUUGUC
Messenger RNA from Microtus ochrogaster (prairie vole), 4032 nucleotides. RefSeq names its product PNMA family member 8B (gene Pnma8b). NCBI's taxonomy places the organism in Eukaryota, Metazoa, Chordata, Mammalia, Rodentia, Cricetidae. The record is from RefSeq and is a predicted model, not a curated record.